AUGCCUCCUCACCACUUUCCGUCCAUCAAACUCCCUUCAAAACCGAAAUUUCUUCGGACAAUCCCCUCAAACAGCAUUCGAAUCAUUGCCAUUCUCAUCGUCGUGAACAUUUUUGUCUGGACCGCCGUCGCCAUUGUCCUGCGCUUCCACACGGCACUCAUCUCUCCAGCUGCGCUUUCAUACGCCCUGGGCCUUCGCCAUGCCCUCGAUGCAGACCACAUCUCUGCCAUUGAUCUCAUGACGAGGCGGCUUAUAGCAUCGGGACAGCGACCGGCCACUGUAGGAACGUUUUUCUCGCUCGGACAUAGCACCAUUGUCAUCAUUACGUGCAUUGUUGUGGCGGCGACUAGUGGCGCUUUGAGGAAGCGCUUCGAUGGCUUUCAGAGGAUAGGAAACAUUAUUGGUACGAGCGUCAGUGCGGCCGUGCUAAUCAUUUUGUGUUUGGGGAAUGGCUGGGUGCUCUAUAAGCUUGUGAAGAGAUUGAAAGAGGUUCUCGCAGAGCGGAGGCGCAUUGUGAGUGAGGGCGAUGGCGAUGAAUCUCUGAACGACGAGGAUGGUGAUGCUACUGCGAUGCAAACCAACGAUCAGUUUCAACUGGAAGGCGGUGGUUUUCUGAUACGCUCUCUGAAGUUUCUUUUCAAGACGAUUGACCGGCCGUGGAAGAUGUAUCCGCUUGGAGUUGUGUUUGGCCUUGGCUUUGAUACGAGCUCUGAGAUUGCCGUUUUGGGAAUUGCGAGUAUACAAGCUGUGCAGGGGACGAGCAUCUGGCUGAUUCUCAUUUUUCCUAUUCUUUUUACGUCUGGCAUGUGCCUUGUUGAUAGCACUGAUGGCGCUCUUAUGAUGGCGCUGUAUACAUCAAAGGCUUUUUCGCGAGACACAGUCGCGAUUUUAUACUACUCCAUCGUCCUCACCGGCAUUACCGUCGUGGUCGCUGCUUUUAUUGGCAUCAUCCAGGUUCUGUCGCUGGCGCAGAAUGUGGCCAACCCAAGCGGCAAGUUCUGGGACGGCGUGUCAGCUAUUGGGGAUCACUUUGACAUUAUUGGCGGGAGCAUCUGCGGCCUGUUUGUUAUUGUUGGCAUUGGGUCUGUUUUGUUCUAUGGGCCGUGGAGGAGGCGCAUGGAGCGGAGGGCUCAGGCGGUGCUGGUUGUAGAGGCGAGUGGUGAUGUGGAAGCUGAAGGAGGGGCAUUAUCGAGAGACUUGGAGGAGCAGGAUCCUGAUUCGAAAACAGCGAGCAAUAAAGUAGCUGUCGCGAGUAGUAGUCAUUGA
Messenger RNA from Trichoderma gamsii, 1266 nucleotides. RefSeq names its product high-affinity nickel-transporter. NCBI's taxonomy places the organism in Eukaryota, Fungi, Ascomycota, Sordariomycetes, Hypocreales, Hypocreaceae. Gene Ontology annotation, cellular component: plasma membrane. Gene Ontology annotation, molecular function: nickel cation transmembrane transporter activity. Gene Ontology annotation, biological process: nickel cation transmembrane transport. Bases 1 to 1266 code for a protein of 421 amino acids. The record is from RefSeq and is a predicted model, not a curated record. The transcript has 2 exons.